AUGAUCGGGAAUUUCCAUCGGAAUGGCCUCUUCCGACUCUUUUCCACCAAGGCGGACAUUCAGAAAACUUUAAAAUCCCUCAAAAAUUCCCCGAAUCGAAGUGCGCAGGUUGGAAAAAUUGACUGAGGAGAGAAAUUUGAAUAUUUUUUUCUUGUAGAUUAGUGAGCUGUACAAAAAAUUUGACGACUUUGAACGCGACCUUAUGAAUGAGGAGCAGAGGUCGACGGAAUUCGCAGCGACUUCCAUGAUCGGCGAGAAUUUUUUGAAGUUUGUCCAUCUUAAGAUCAACUUUUGGUUUGAAAAAACGUCAAUUGAAAAAGAUUGAUUGUUGGACUUUGAAAAAUAUUCAUUUUCUUGAAGUUCUAUUUUUCACAUGGCCAGUUUAUCCCUGGCGGGACAUCUCUGCGCCCUCCUCGUUUCUCGGCGACCCUCUCAGAUUGACGUGCUAUUUUCAUUUUAUUCUGACCUCGACGGUGAGGGAACAGAGAGACGCAGACACUUGAAAAUGACGUCUCGGCGGGAGGACUAAAAUUUUGGAACACUAAAAAGUUGAAAAAGUUUUCUUGGAAAAUAAAUUUUAUUUCUCUUGUAAAUUGGACCCCCAAAAAAUAUAUGAUUUCCAUAUCAAGGAAAUGGAAAAAGCUAGAAAAUUAUUUCAGAAGUUUUUAAAAUUUUACCCGAGAAUUCACUUCUUUCGCCGUUAAUCUGUGGAAAAAAAAUCUGCAGAUCAUGAUUCUCUUUUUUUGAUAACAGUGAAAAACAUAACGAAUAACUAUUUCAAGCCGAAUAUACCAGAACUCUCACCCAACUUCCUACCUAAAUCAAUUUCCAAGCUAGUCAAAAAUAUUUUUAAUUUUUUAGAAACGAGAAAGACUACGAUAAAGUCGUGAAGCGACGAGAAAGGGAAGCGGCAGGACUCAAAAAAGAAGAGCCGAAGAGAAGUCAGACUUUUCCGCUGUUGCCGACGGCCCAGCAGGUCUUCGUCAAGCCCAAUGAGCUGGUCGACGGGCAAAAUGUGGAGCAAAUCGAUCGCGGAUUCUACGUCGAGGCCGGUACCGUCGUCGAUGAAUACGUUGCCGGAUGCUCUAUGGAUCUCGAUCCGGGUGAUCUGAUCGUGUUGGUUUUUAUCAGUGUUUCUAAAGCAGGAAGUUUUUACUUAUGAACGCCAGAGUUGUCUCUACAGAGACCAAAAAAGCGCACGGCAGGGAUAAAAUUUAGGUGGUCCAUGUAGGGGUUUGAGGUCUGACCCCUAAGCCCUAUAGGGUCUUUAAAUUUGUUGUGAAUACAAACAUUAUCAAUUCAUUCUCUGUUGAGAUUUUUAAAUUAAAUGACGCUGAUUUUUCCCGAUGGAAAGACUUUUUCGUCAACAAUAACCGACUAGCAUGUUUUCUUUUGGGUCCAAAACUACUUUAGGGACUUUCGCAAGCUUUGGAGGGACUCUAUAGGGUUGGUAAAGCGGCUCCCUGGAAAAAAAAAACCUUCAAGGGCCUCUAAUUUCUUUCUCAUAAGAAACGCUCUGGGGUUCGUAAGUGGUUUGAAAGAAAAUGAAAUACUCGCUGAAACGAAGUUUUUUUAAAUUUGAAAUAAAAAGAGAUUUUUUGUGCUUGAAGUAUCCUAUCGGGAAAACUGAGUGAACACGCGCUGUUUGAAGCUACGUUGAGAAAUUGAAAAGAAAAAGUUAGCGAAUUAGAUUGAAGAAAUAACAAGAAGCACCCCUAGAAAGAGCCUUUGAAUCUUUUUUGACGCGUCAAGUUAGCUUUAAAUGCGGAAAAUGCUAGCAAUGGCUUGGUUGGCAAUGAAGUCUGAAGUUAACUCGAGAAAAUUUACUUAUUUUAUCAAGAAAAUUGAAUUGAGAGGUUAUUUAAUAGAAAAAAUGAUUUGUUAGAUUGAAUUUAUUAUAAUGCAACUUAUAUAUUCCAAUCCCUUAAAUUCGGGUAAUUUAAGCUCUUCCCGACAAUACUUCGGAUCGGAGGACGCCGUGGAGCACAUUUCUUUUCAACAACCUGGUCAAAGGCUACAUGAAGAAGUUUGUAACCCAAAAAAAUGAGUAAAAUAACAAGAAAAUGUAAAGGAAAGUGUAGAACUCGAAGAAUCGGCGAUGCAAGUAGAAACCACUGGUACGGUAGAUGAAUCCAGACCCUCCAGCGAUCAAACCUGUGGCGGCUGUGGAGCACACUUUCAUUGCAAAGUAAAAGGAAACGUAGCUAGUUUUAUAGUUUUCUCUCUUUUUUCCAGGACCCUUCCUUACCGGGCUUCCUACCUGUUGAAGUCUUUGAAAAAGUUGAGCGGAGUACAAAGAAUAAAGAAGAUCAGUCGAUGUGCAAACGGUGUCAUCUCCUUCAGAAGCACAACUUUUUGGUUUGAAAUUGAAAAUUACAAAAAAAAAUUAACAAUUUUUGAGUUGAACGUAAACGUCUGCAACGUCGACUAUUCGAAAAUGAUGAGUGAGCUGAAAAAAAGCAACGAAAUGCUGGUGUUGCUCAUCGUUGACGUCACUGACCUGCCUGGAAGCAUCCAUCCGAAUUUGGCUGAGAUCAUCGGGGCUGGAAAGCCGAUGAUUGUCAUUGGUGAGAGAGAAAAAAAAGAAAAUUAGGAUAAAUAGUCGCUAUUAGGAUACAAAGAUAAAAUGAGACUUUUUUAAGAGUUUAUCUGCUUAUCUCCACAAUCAUGGUGUGCCAGGUUUUUCUCCUUUUCCCGUUUUACGAUCAACUAUUUUCUUUGCGGCUCAUUUAUAAGCCGUUUUCGCCGCCAAAAAAAAAAAACUUUCUUCACAUUCUCGACCUUUAAAAUAAUUCUAGCUUCCAAAACCUCCAAAACUUGUUUUUCCUAGGGAACAAAGUCGAUUUGUUGCCUCCGGACGCCCGAACCGGCUACAUGAGCCGCUUCAAACAGACCGUUGAGAGAACUGUGGAGAAAAUGGGUCUUCUUGAGAAGUUUUCUCUAAUUUAGAUAAAUUCUAUUCGACUUUUGGAUUCUAGAUUCAACAUUUUGCACACGGGUCUCAUAAGUGCGAAGACUGGGUAUGGCGUUGAAGAGCUCAUUACGGUGAGUUUUUGAGUCGGAUUUUGAAUUUAGUCGAAGAAUAUUACCUGGAGGCAUACGGGGACAGGUACAUAGCUCAAUUAAUCCAAAGUGAAGGGUUGACUUACAAACAUUUUUGAAAAAAAAAUAGUUAAAAUAUUAAGUUUUAAGCCUAGGUAAGUGGAAUUGAGAGAAAUAAAGUCAACUUGUAUUUUCAGAAGGGUACUACUUUUUUUAAUCCAGGAAAACUUAGAAGGAGGGCAAAAGAUCGCUUAUGUGCCUUUUUGAGCUUGCUAUAGUGAUAACUUCCACGAUUUUUUUCUUCUUAUUUACGCGGAAUCAUUUCAAACAAGGUUCAGAGUAUUUUAUUAUAAAUUAAUUUAAUUGCGGUUGGGAAUUUCCUAAAAUUUGGCCAGAACACUCUUUGAUCUGCCAAAAGAAGAUUCAGAGAAUUUCAACACGCGCAAUUUACACUUUUUCGAGAAAUAAGAGCUCAGAACCCAAAAAAGCCUGUUUCAACGUAAUUUGGGGCUUUUCUUCGAAUCAAAGACGGCCUUUCUUUGACUGAAUUUCUUCACUAAAUGAUUUCCAGCAAGUCUUCUUGAAAUACACGAAUGUGAGGCUAGGAAUGCGCGGCGACAUCUACUUAGUCGGAUGCACGAACUCUGGCAAAUCGUAAGAAACUCCAGUCUUUCAAAGUAUCGGUUUCAUUUUUAGGACCCUCUUCAACGCGUUCCUUCAGUCGGACCUUUGUAAAGUCCGAGCGAUCGACCUUGUUGAUCGUGCCACGGCCAGCAUUUGGCCGGGAACUACGGUUCUACUAGUACAAAAGUUAUGAAAGAAAAUUGAAGGUUUCAGAUGAACUUGCUGAAGUUCCCGGUCAUGAAGCCGUCGCCAUAUCGGCUUGAAAUGCGUCGCAGGAGAUUGUUACAGCAAAGGGCCUGGAUGAAGAAGGUUUUUGGAAAAAAUUGAGGCUUUUUUAAAAAGGAAAAAUGCCUUGGGCUUUGGAAAGCAAGAAUAUGGGAGAAUAGCUUGAUUAAGCCUCACGAAAAUUGACCUGGAACAAAAUAAUUGUGAUUAGGAAUAAACAAUAGAAAACAUUAACCCAUUAAUUUUUUCUUGUCCAGAUACUUUUUAGGGUUUAAGAAAAUUAUUUUUGGCCAAGUUUAAAAGGUCGACGAAAUCGCAAAAAGGAGGUCUAAAUAGAACAGUUAUUUACAAAAGAAUCAUAUUUCAUUUUGCGAGAAAUCAUAUCCCCUAAUUGCUUGUCAAAAAAAAAACCUCAUUCUUGUACUCUCAUACUGGCCAGUGUCUCAACGGCUGUACCCGUACUAAACUCGUGCUUUUUGAAGCUAUUUGCGUCUCAAUUGUUCUAAAACGGCUGUAAGGAGAAAUAGGUGACCCGCUAUGUUCAUUUCAAAAAUCUGGAACCCAAUGGUGUUAAAACGAGGCUUCAGUUGUGGUAAAAAAAAAAAAAGAUGCCAAAAGUUCUACGCGCUGCGCUUGUACGGGUUCAAUUCGGGCACACCCGCUGAGACUCCGUAGUAGCACGACUGGUUAACCAUGAGCAUGAUAGUAGCAAGCUGCAGGCCUCUUUACUUGGCUCAAUGCUUCUGGAAAUAUUUGCUCAGAAACCCCUUUAUACUUUGAUGUUUCGACAGAGUGGCAUUGAAUAAAACUUCCAAUAGUCUCGAACACGAUUUCAAUGAACAAACAAAUUUUUUUAGGAAGUCAAUUCGCGAAAGUUGCUUCUACAAGAAACCGGCGAUCCACAGUAUGCCAUCCCCAUUGCGACUAUUCAGAAUUCGUUCAAGGUUCAGAAAAAAAAUAUACACGAAAAAAUAGAUUUAAUGUUUAGGAAGAUGAAGAUGAGCUUCAGCCGAUGGCUCUCAACAGCUUGAAGAACCACGAAGAAAAGGAGAAGAAGAAGUAUAAAACUUCUUUGGAAAGUAGAGUAUAAAUUCAUUCUGGUUUUCAGGUCCUGGUCUUUGGAUGACGCCAUCUUCUCCAAGGGAAAAUGGUGCUUUGAUACGCCAGGAACUGUCAACGAUCAACAGGUUUUUUAAAUGGAAGAUUGUCGUACUCCAAACUUUGCAAAUCGUUUUCACAUUUUGUGUUACUUUUUCUCAAAUUAGGUUUAUAAAAAUCUUAAUUUGAUUAGGCAACGUAUUGGGGCUUCGGUGACGAGAACCGGACGCGCGCGAGACGUUUUUGAGCACUUUUAGUGACCACUUUAGCAGCUUCAGAAUACUUAAGUGUUUAGUAGAAAUGAAACCUCCGAUUUACGUUUUUUGGGCUCAUAGUUUAGUUUUUUCGGCUCGACAAAAAAGUUUCACAAAAUGGUAUAGAAAUAAAACGCUCUCACGAAAAUUUAGACCGAACCCGCUAUUAUCAGUCUUUCACCGAAAUUUAAGGUUGAGAAAAAUGCAAUGAGAAGGAAUACGAGAAAAGAGGAAUUAAGAAAAUAAUCAAAAGUAGCGGACUUUUGAAAGGACUCUCGAUACUAUUGAAGAAAUGCCUUUACUCCUCUAAAAAAUCUAUCAGUUCUACCUUGCAAGGUGCUCAACCUGUUCACACUCGAUGAGCUGGUCAACGUGACGCCACGACGUCUUCUGACCCCUCGGACGGCGAUCUUGAAGGCCGGCGAAAGCUUGGUGAUUGGCGGAGUGGCUCGGAUUGACAUCUGCGAAGCUGACGAUAAUCUCCUGGUUUCUCCAUUAUCUUGAAAAGAGAAUAUCCCGAAUUAAAGCUUACGACGUUCGUCAGCGACUCCUUGCCGUUGAAUGUGCUGCCGACGGAAGAAGUCGACCGUUUUUUGGCCCAAUAUGCUGGAACUCCGGCUUUGGUUGUACCCUGUGGAGAUCAGGAGCGGAUGAAGUCGUGGCCGGCCUUGAAAAGCCGGGAAUUCGAUUUGUUCGGUAGAAAGGUACUGGAAAGACUGAAAACUUGCGAGAAAUAAAGGAACUGAGAUAAAUAGUUCUGGAGAGAUCCCAGAGAAUAAAAAAAAUCUAGCUCUCUUCCGUCUCUUCGGCAUUGCGGGAAUCUCUCCUUGUCGCUCGGUCUAAUUUAAAAUCGGAUUUUGGCACGAUUGAGUUGAAAAAAAAAACGGUAGUUAUGUAAUACUUGAAUUAUCCUCACAUUUCGCUUUUUUCUGAUUUAAAGCUCAAAAAAAAAAGGAAAAAUCACCUUACUACUCACACGACAUUCAGGAAGAUUCUUAGUCCGAUAAUUGGUCAGCUAGACUGGAAUUUAUGUAGUUUUUCUCAGGAUUCCGGCUGUUGCGACAUCGUCUUGUCCUCACUUGGCUGGGUUAUGGUAUCCAGUGAGAGGGCCCUGAAACUUGCCGCCUACACUCCAGACGGCCGUGGCCUGACCGCCCGACUCCAGCCAGUCCUACCGUACUCGGCCAAUCUUCGCGGCAAGAGGAUCCCUGGAACCAAUUUCUACAAGGUCUUCGCGAAACUUGUCAAUUUGACUGGACCCGUUGCGUUCGCGAAGCGGGUUUGGGCGAAAAAUGAGAAUCCUAACGUGGAAGUUCACGUUGAAGUUUGGAAUGUCCAAUAAAUUCGGAAAGAAAUCAUAAGAGAGUGAUAGUUUCUUGACAACAGUCUAACAGGUCUGCUCUCUCUUUUAUCUCUAACCAUUAUUGGUUUUUUUCAAAUUUUAAUGAACUUUAUGAUUUAAAAAAAGCAAAAAAAAAUGUCUGAAAGGCGAAUUCGAAUUUCCCGCCACAAACCGCUUCGCGACUGAUUCAAAUCAGGCCGCAUAAACAAUAAUAAUCUAUAAAUUUCAGGUUCAACCAAUCGAAUUCCCGUUGACAAAAUGGGAGAAGAAUCCAGCGAAACAGAGGAGAUGGAAAAACACUUGA
Molecule: messenger RNA, 6889 nt
Organism: Caenorhabditis auriculariae
Lineage: Eukaryota; Metazoa; Nematoda; Chromadorea; Rhabditida; Rhabditidae
Source: the annotation of a GenBank genome assembly